GAGCUUCCUGAGAUUACAAUACUGAGUUCCAAUUGCCAAAGGUCCACUAAAAUAACCAUGAAGAGCAAAGCAAUUCAUACAAUAAACGGAAGGAUUCAUAACCAUCAAAUAGUUCCAGCGGAUGUUUUGAUGUGAACUUUCUUGUAGACUGCCAUUUGACACGGAAAUUGAAAUAAGUAAAUAUGUUUAUUUUCUAAAUUGCCCUGGCCUUGUUUUCAGUGAUACUUGACGCAAGAAAUAGAAUUUGUAAUGGGAUCUGUCAGUUUGGUUACGUCAAGGCUGUUCAGAUCAUAACACGAUGCAAUUAGUGAAGAAAAAAUCAAUUUGCACAACCCUAUUAAAAAUCACUAGAAUAUUGUUAAGUUCUACAGUCUCCAAAUUGAACAUCUGCUGGACUGUAAUUCGUUCUUUCACUCGACAACUUCGAGCUCCGAGAAUUGUGUGUUAGGAAGUGACAGAGAUGUCGGGAGAUGAUUCAAACCAUCUACCUCUCGCCACUACCAAUGCCUCUAACGGUUCAAACCUCGAAUUAUGCAACCUUCCCACCACUUCAAAAAAUCUUGCACUUUCAUUGAUUCUUAUCGCCAUCUGCAUAGUAACAUUCUGUGGAAACUUGUGUGUUUGCGCUACUGUUUAUAUACAAUGCGCCCUUCACUCCUCUACAAAUUAUCUCAUUGUUUCUCUGGCUUUCGCCGAUCUGUUGGUGUCCCUUCUGUCGAUGCCAUUCAGGAUCUACUUUACACUACGCAACAACAGGUGCAUUAGUUCUAAUGUCUGCGCGCUUUGGAUCUGGGUAGAUUUGGUUGCAUGUAGCUCAUCUGUGGGUAGUUUAACCGUCGUAUCCAUCGACAGAUUCGUCGCCGUAAAAUUUCCUCUUCGCUAUCCUGUUCUCCUCACAAAACAGACCAGUUUGAAAAUUAUAUGCUUCGUGUGGACGUACUCAGUGAUAUUCGCUUCCCUUGGUAAUUAUAACUGGACUUUUCACGCGUUCGAGACUUUCAAACCAUGCCAUAAAAAUGAUCGUAUGUACUACACUUUUGUGGCGAGCUUGGCGUUCUUCUUGCCCCUUGGAAUCCUCAUUGCAACAUAUUCUUAUCUCACUAAAGUCGCUUUACAUCAGCGCCGGCGGACUUUAACCAAUACAGUCCGUCCAGAAGAAAGUGACAGGCCUUUUCGGCGAGCCCGCAUUUUACACGAGCUGAAAGCAGCGAAAAUGAUGGCUUGUGUAGUUGGAAUAUUCUGUGCUAGCUGGGUGCCUUUCUUUAUCGUGAUCCUUUUAGAUUUUUGGCACAACCGAGAGACCAGAAAUCGUCUAAUCAUACCUUCUGCCGUCAGGGACAUCUUUGUUCUUAUUCUACCCAACCUUAAUAGUGCUAUAAAUCCUUUUAUGUACAUGGCGUUUACACGCGAAUUGCGAGAGCAUGUGGCAAAGAUGGUUAAAAGAUUAUUUUGUCGGCCUUGCAAAUGCCAGGAGUCAAGAGUCGUCGAGGAAAGGUCGCGAACGGGGACUCAGUCCGUGAUUCGUGGAGAAUCUGUUACUUAUGGAAAGCGCAGUGUUCGAGUCCAAAAUCAAAGCUAACUGCACUGAAGAAAAUGCUUUUAUGGUUAAAGAUAAUUCAGUGCUUCUUCCGCGCAAAUAGAAUAUCAACGAUUGAUACAAUACAACCCGUGAAUUCUGAACAUACGAAAUGCUGUAUCUGAUUAUGAUAAUUUUUUCAAAGAUUUUCGUUUGGCCAUCCAUACGAAGACGUUAAAAAUUAGAGAAAAGGUUUAUCGCUCAAGAGUUACAAGGCUCCCUGAAAGCAAUUCACAGUGUUCGGUGAGCAAAAACCAAAAUAAAAAAUUAUCUAAAAAUAUCCCAGGGUCCAGAUUAAGUAUUCGUUGCGAAUGAGCCGUUUGAAUACUUCUUGUUAAAAUAAUUACACUGUAUUGAAAAGUUCUAAUUUUCCUUUUUAAUUUUACUUUUCAAUCAUACAAUCCCUAAUGUUUUCACUCGAUGAGAAAUACACCCACGCUUACUGUCAUUUCAACUUACCACUCUCUUGUUCAAAAAGAAAACGUCACAUUGGAAAUUGAUAUCCACUCACUCCUUCGUAAGCCCGUAAUUUAUUGAAGUUGGUGGAUGUCAACUUCGCCACUUCGUAAAUGAACACAAGUUGCAUAAAUGUAUUACUUCCCUUGUUUUCAUUCUGUAAAGACACUAAUCCCAUCAAAAGGCGAGACACAUUUCACUAAACAUAGACCCGAUCACAAAAUACUUGCACGAUCA
This is a messenger RNA of Stylophora pistillata, 2269 nucleotides long. Its product is annotated as alpha-1A adrenergic receptor-like. Gene Ontology annotation, molecular function: neurotransmitter receptor activity; G protein-coupled serotonin receptor activity. Gene Ontology annotation, cellular component: plasma membrane; dendrite. Gene Ontology annotation, biological process: G protein-coupled receptor signaling pathway, coupled to cyclic nucleotide second messenger; chemical synaptic transmission. NCBI's taxonomy places the organism in Eukaryota, Metazoa, Cnidaria, Anthozoa, Scleractinia, Pocilloporidae. The record is from RefSeq and is a predicted model, not a curated record.